Messenger RNA from Entrophospora candida, 2388 nucleotides. Lineage: Eukaryota; Fungi; Glomeromycota; Glomeromycetes; Entrophosporales; Entrophosporaceae. The record is from the annotation of a GenBank genome assembly.
AUGAGAGCAUUUGUUCAACCAGCUUUACAAUCAAACACAUUUAUUAAAUCACCAGAACCUUUACAAAUUACAGUCUGGAUAAUAUCCGAAGGUAUCUACACUUCACCAAAUCCAUUAAAAGUUAGACUAUGGACCAAUAUCAAAAAUUCAUUUGAAUCAAUUGGAUGGCUAGAGCUUGAAUUUAAAGAGAUUUUGACAAUUAGUGAUAAUGAAGAAGAUUUUAUGCCAAUAAUAGGAUGUCAUCAGGAUGAGAGUUAUCGAAUAUUUCAAUGUACUAUUGAUACUAAAAAUGUUCAGGAGGGAUGGUAUGAAUUUACUGUAAAAGUUCAGGCAUUAGUUGACUAUCAUGAUCAUUAUUGGGUUUGGCUGAGCGAAAAAGAAAAUCAAAAUGCCUUAGUUUACGUUAAUAAUAAUAAUGAGGAAGAGAGUCAAGGAAAUGAUGAUAGUGGAAUUAAGAAUAUUUUCAUCAAAGAUUUUGAUAAUGAUAAAGAUCAAGACAUUAGAUAUUUUAAUAAAUAUAAUGAAAGAAAUAUUGAAUGUUGGAUUAUAAAAAAAUUAGUUAAAUUUAAUAAUGAAAAUGGUGGCAAUGAAAAAUUAAUCAAUCUUGGUAAAAUUAAUAAUUUUUUAAGAUAUUUUGGGCUUGAAAGACUUGGGGUUUAUUGGCUUGUACCAACAAUUGGUCUAAAGAAAUUAGAUAAAAUCAAAUCUUCAAAUAAUUUACUUUAUUUGAUAGUUCAACAAUCUACGGGAAAUUACUUGGUAUUUAUUCCAAUCACAACUGAUGAUUAUACAACUAGUUUUACAUCAGAUGAUCAAGGUAAUUUAACUUUAAGAGUUUUGAGCACAACAACAACAAGUGAUCAACAAGAUUCGUUGGAUGUUAGUUUUGCUAUUGGACUUGGUCCAGAUAACCCUUAUGAUAUUUCUCAAAUUUGUAUGAACAUUAUUAAAGAAGAGUUGCCUACAUUAAGCGGCAUAGAUAAAAAAGAUUGGGAUAUUGUACUUGGAAUGCGUAUAUUUUAUGAAAGAGUAUCACAUCAAGAUGUUUUGAGAGUUUUGGAAUCAUUGGAUUCUAAUGGAAUCAAAAUUGGAUAUUUAUUAUUAGAUGAUGGAUGGCAACAAACAAAUAAUGAAAAACAAUUAAAAGAUAUUGAGGCGGAUCAGUAUAAAUUUCCUCAAGGAUUAAAGGGUUUUAUUGAUGAAGCUAAAAGAAAGUUCCCAUAUUUACAAUAUUUUGGUGCUUGGCACACAUUAUGGGGAUAUUGGGACGGAAUAGAUCCGAAUUCAAGGAUUUCAAAUAGUAAUGAUUAUUGUCCUCAUAAUGAAGACUCUGAUUCUUGGCAUAUUUAUACAAAUACAAUGAAUAACAUUUGGACAAGUAUGUUUGAUUGGAUUCCAGAUUGGGAUAUGUUUCAAUCUGCUAGUGUAUUAGGCUCGUAUCAUGCAGCAGCUAGGUCGAUUUCAAAUUGCCCAAUCUAUAUUACAGAUUAUCAAAAUUCUCAUGAUAUCUCUAUUUUAAAAAAAUGUAUUAUCAAAUCACCUUCCUUACCAAUACGACCAUCGCCAUCUUCAUUUUCUUCUUCUACUACUUCAGUAACAGAAUCAAGAAAUUUACCAGAUAAAAUACUUAGAUCAAAAUUACCAGCCUUACCAUCACUUGUCAAUUUAUUCGUAAAUCCAAAAGAAAUUAAUAGAUUAUUAAGAAUCAUAAACUUUAAUGGCAAUAAUAUUGGUGUUGUAGGAUUUUGGAAUUGUAGAGAUGUUAGAGUGUUGGAUACAUUUUGUUUAAAUGAAAUAUUCUCCAUUAAGAAUAACUUUCGUAAUAAUAGUGAUUAUAAUAACGUCAAGUGUUGUAAUAAUAUUAAUUGUAAUGGUUAUAAUUGUUUAGAAUAUGCUUUAUAUUCUCAUAACAAUAACCAUUCAAUUAAAUCAUCAUCACCGAUUAGACUGUUAGACAAUUCAAAAUUUAAUAAACAAAUACCAAUCAUACUAAAUCCAAAAUCAUUUGACAUUUUAACAAUUUCACCAAUCAAAAAAAUAAAGUUAUCAACAACAUCAUCAUCACAAUUGACGGUCAGAAUGACAUCAUUUGGUUUAAUUGACAAAUAUAAUGGAUCAAAAGCGUUAAUUAAAUUAGAAAAUUCGUGCUUUAUAUCAUCAAAUUUGGAAAAAGAAAUUGGAACCGGCGUGGGUAGAAGUGGGAAGAAAGAAAUCGGUGCAAAGAUGAUUAAAGCACAUAUUGGAAAUCAAUUAAUUAAAAGUGAAAAUAUAAAUUAUGAUUUUGAACAAAAUUUGAUUUUAGUUAAUAUUUCAAAUGAUGAAUUAAAUAAAUUUUUAACUAAUAUUUACGGUAAUAAUUAUGAGGACGGUGAAGAAAGAUUUUAUUGA